UCAGUGACUGAGGCCAUGUGUCCUGUGAAGCUGAACCGCUGGGGGACUCCAGAGGUGAACACAGACACCAUGCAGACCAGUGAGCCCUGGGUGUUUGCAGGGGGAGACAUCGCCGGUUUGGCAAACACCUCGGUGGAAUCAGUGAACGACGGCAAGCAGGCGUCCUGGCAUAUUCACAGAUACAUUCAGUCCCAGCAUGGACAGAUAGUGGACCCGGUUCCUAAGCUGCCGUUGUUCUACAGCGCCAUAGAUCAGGUCGACAUCAGCGUCGAGGUUUGUGGGAUAAGGUUUCCAAACCCGUUCGGCCUGGCGUCUGCUCCUCCCACGACCAGCACGGCCAUGAUCAGGAGAGCCUUUGAACAAGGCUGGGGCUUCGCUCUGACCAAGACUUUUGGACUCAACAAGGACCUGGUGACCAACGUGUCUCCUCGUAUUGUGCGUGGAACCACCUCAGGUAACUUGUACGGACCUGGUCAAGGCUCCUUCCUCAACAUUGAGCUCAUCAGUGAGAAGACAGCGGCCUACUGGUGUCAGUCCGUCACAGAGCUGAAGAGGGACUUCCCUGAUAAUGUGGUGAUCUCCAGUAUAAUGUGCAGCUACAACAAGGAAGACUGGACAGAGCUCGCCAAGAUGGCAGAAGAAUCAGGAGCAGACGCACUGGAGCUGAACCUGUCCUGUCCUCAUGGGAUGGGAGAGAGAGGCAUGGGACUGGCCUGUGGACAGGACCCGGUGUUGGUGCGUAACAUCUGCCGCUGGGUGCGUGCCGCCAUUUCCAUCCCGUUCUUCGCCAAGCUGACUCCAAACGUCACCAACAUUGUCGACAUCGCCAAGGCUGCUCAUGAAGGGGGAGCAGAUGGAGUAACGGCCACCAACACAGUCUCAGGUAUGAUGGGACUGAAGGCUGACGGCUCCCCCUGGCCAAGUGUGGGGAAGGGCAAACGCACCACGUAUGGAGGAGUGUCUGGUAACGCCAUCAGACCGAUUGCUCUGAGAGCAGUAUCCGCCAUCGGCAGAGCCAUCCCUGAUUUCCCGAUCCUGGCCACAGGAGGAAUAGACUCUGCUGAGACUGGACUACAGUUUCUUCAUGCCGGAGCCUCAGUAUUACAGGUGUGCAGUGCCGUACAGAAUCAGGACUUCACAGUGAUUGAGGACUACUGUGUGGGUCUGAAGGCCCUGUUGUACCUGAAGAGUCUGGAGAUACAGGGCUGGGAUGGUCAAUCUCCUCCAACAGCGAAACAUCAGAAGGGAAAACCUGUCCCCAGAAUUGAAGAACUUGUGGGAAAGAGCCUCCCUAGUUUUGGUCCAUACCUCCUGGAGAGGACGGAGGCCGUUGCGUCGUACAAGAAACAGCUCAGAGAUUCUGGUAAAACCGAUGAUGUCGAAACGUCCAUCACUCGGGUCGGCACUCCCAAAAAACCUGUCCCUGCCGUCAAGGACGUCAUUGCCAGAGCACUGCGCUACAUUGGAGCGUACCAGGAACUUAACAAUAUGGAGCAGGUCCAAGCUCUGAUAGAUGAAGAGAUGUGUAUUAACUGUGGUAAAUGUUACAUGACCUGCAAUGACUCUGGAUACCAGGCCAUAGAGUUCAACUCAGAAACCCACCUCCCCAUGGUGAACGACAGCUGUACGGGCUGCACCCUGUGCCUCAGUGUCUGUCCCAUCAUAGACUGCAUUAAAAUGGUCACAAGAAAUACUCCUUAUAAACCAAAGAGAGGGGUGCCAGUUAGUCCUGUCUACUAAAGGAAGAUGAAACCUUGUAAUUAACAUAUAUUUGAUAUAGAAGAAAUUGAAGAUCAGACGUUUGAUUUGAUUUUAUAAGAAAUGUAUCUGCUUCAUUACUUUCUUUACCUGCAUUACUGAAAUCUUACACAGAAUGUCUCUCUGCAUUCAUGCAAAUCAUAUUGAUAGUGUAAAAUAUUUAAAGGAGAUUGAAUAGGACAACCAGCAUGUUAAUCUACUUUGCAGAGAAGGAGGAGAAAAGUUGAUUUUGUUUGCAAUUUCCAUCUACAAUCAGGGUCACCAACUGUCCCGUGUUAGCCGGGACAUCCUGUAUAUUGGGCUAAAUUGGUUUGUUUCAUAUGGGACCUCAAUUGUCCCGUAUAUUGACUAUUAACUCUUGUAAAUACAGCAGACUGCACUCUACAGAUCAGAUAAAACGGCAGUGGGAGAUCAUGUGCCAAUCACACCGCUUGUCAUCCAAUCACAGGCCCCCUCAUGUGCAUCAGUUGUAUCCAAAUGCACCAAGUCCUGCAAAAAAAGUGUGGAGAGGAUUUUCUCUGUGAUGGCCAUUAAAUGGUCAGACUCAUGAAACAGAUGCAGCACAGACAAACUGUGACUUGUCAUGUAAGGACUUCUCUCUGGCUGUGCUUGAGGACAAAAGACUGCCUGAGUCAGUCAAGAGCAGCAAAAAGUAUCCAUGAAAAAAGUAUAUUUGUUGAGUCAUACUCCUCUUUUGCAUUUAAUUUUUUCUUUUGCCUGUUUUUUUUUUAUGUAAAGAGAUAAAUUGUGGUUUCUUUGAGGUUUAUUCAUUUGAGGUUACAUAAUGAUACAGUAAGGAUUAAAGGGAAUAUACACACUUUCUGCAUUUCAAGUGGAAUCAGAAUAUGAAUAUACGCUGAUCAUGCUCACACCACCAUGGCAUCGUGCACCUGUUCCUUAUUUAGUAGUGAGAAAGUUGGCAACCUCAUCCACAAUAGCUAUUCUGUGACUCUCCCAAGGACACACAUGUAGACUGCAGAAGCCUGGGAUGAGACACAGCAGCACUUGUAUACCACUGGAACAAUUUGACACCAACUUUCUGAAGUCAAGGUUGAAAAUGAUAUGAUAGAAAUAAAUGCGCUUCUGAUUUUAUUUAAAUCUGGCUUACGAAAUUGUGGAAUUUACCUUGUUGUCACCCCAGUAUUAACGCUUUGUUUAAUGUGAUACAUACACAUGUUUGUAAAUGAAAUGUUCAUGUAAUGUUUUGAUGUAAGAGGAAAUGUGUUUGAUUGAUCUAUGAUUCAAAUAAACUUUGAUAUUCUG
Molecule: messenger RNA, 3021 nt
Organism: Notolabrus celidotus (New Zealand spotty)
Lineage: Eukaryota; Metazoa; Chordata; Actinopteri; Labriformes; Labridae
Product: dihydropyrimidine dehydrogenase [NADP(+)]-like
Exons: 14
Biological process (GO): thymine catabolic process; uracil catabolic process
Cellular component (GO): cytoplasm; cytosol
Molecular function (GO): iron-sulfur cluster binding; NADP binding; dihydropyrimidine dehydrogenase (NADP+) activity
Source: RefSeq, a predicted model, not a curated record